ACGCCAUGCUGUUCCCUGCCCAUGGUGCGUGAUUACCACCAGUGGAUGGGUGGAGUGGAUAUCCACGAUCAACUCCGACUCCAGCCCUAUUCUCUGCAAGGGCAGACGUCGUGCAAGAAGUACUACAAGUCUAUCUUCUUAAGACUGGUAGACGUGGCAAUCGUGAACGCCUACAUCGUAUUCCGGGAGGCGGCCAAGCGCAUGGAUCUCAAGCCAGCUUCGCAUGCCGAACUUUUGCUGGAGCUACACGCCCAGUUAUUGCAGCUCAAGAAAUAA
Messenger RNA from Phytophthora sojae, 276 nucleotides. RefSeq lists its product as hypothetical. The annotation marks the transcript as partial. NCBI's taxonomy places the organism in Eukaryota, Oomycota, Peronosporomycetes, Peronosporales, Peronosporaceae. The transcript has a single exon. The record is from RefSeq and is a predicted model, not a curated record.